Messenger RNA from Musca domestica (house fly), 909 nucleotides. RefSeq lists its product as uncharacterized. Gene Ontology annotation, molecular function: zinc ion binding; nucleic acid binding. The record is from RefSeq and is a predicted model, not a curated record. The transcript has 2 exons. Lineage: Eukaryota; Metazoa; Arthropoda; Insecta; Diptera; Muscidae. The coding region runs from base 1 to 909 and encodes 302 amino acids.
AUGGAACAUUUCCCCUCCUCGCAUAUGGUGAAAAUAACCGAGUCUGAUAUUAAGCGAAUACGCUCCCUCCUACAAUCAUUUUUUAUUGUAGAUGAAAUGUCAGAGGUUUUGAAACCAUUCCUGUGUGAUUCAAUUGACAAGUCGCUGCUACGCAACGAGUGGGAAAAAUGGUUAAGAUCAUUCACCCUGUACCUUGCUGCAGAAGAUAUUAUUGAUGAUGGCAAAAAGAGAAAUAAGCUUCUGCUCUUGGUGGGACCCCAGUUACAAGAAGUAGUUUUUAAUAUUCCUGGAGCUUUAGUGGAAAGAGAUGAAAAAGGAGAGAUCAAAACAUACGACGUGUUGGUUGAGAAGCUAAAUGAAUAUUUCUCCCCAAAACGCAAUUCGACGUUUGAGCGUCAUUUGUUCCGCAACCUAACACCAAUAGAGGGAGAAAAUUUUAACAAGUUUUUGAUGCGGUUGCGACAACAGGUGGUAAAAUGUUCGUUUGGGAGCACCAAAAAAGAAAUUGAAGAGAGUUCCAUAAAGGAUAAGUUAAUCGAUUCAUGGGCCCCAAUAGACUUAAAAAAGAGGUUGUUGGAGACAGAACACAAUCUCUCGGAAGUAAUAGAAUCUUGCCAAGUGUACGAGCAAAUAAACAAAAGCUGUCAUAGCUUCCUGUGCCAUGUUGAAGAGGAUGCAGUAAACAAGAUCAACACAAAAGAGUAUACACAAUUAAAUACAUCAAUUGAGUGCGACCGGUGUGGAAGAAAAGGACAUCAAUCAAAUUCUCUUGAGUGCCCAGCUAAGAAGGCUAAAUGUAAUAAAUGCUCAUUGUUGGGUCAUUUCGCUAUAAAAUGCAAAACAAAGAAACGAAGAUUUGAUAACAACUACAACGAGCCUUACAAAGGAGCCGUACAAGUUCAAAUGUAA